CGACCGAAACGCACAGCUGUCAAAGUUUGCGUUUCGGUACUUCCUUCUAUCAUCGACUGUCGUCGGGCGGACGUUCUUUCCGAGUACAUUUGCCAAUAUGCCUCCGAAGAAGGAUACCAAGGGUUCGGCAAAACAGCCGCAGAAGACCCAGAAGAAGAAGGAGGGGUCCGGUGGCGGUAAGGCCAAGAAGAAGAAGUGGUCCAAGGGAAAGGUUCGCGAUAAGCUGAACAACCAGGUCCUCUUCGAUAAGGCCACAUAUGAGAAGCUCUACAAGGAAGUACCCGCCUACAAGCUGAUCACCCCGUCGGUAGUGUCCGAACGUCUGAAGAUCCGUGGUUCUCUGGCCAAGCGCGGUCUACGGGAGCUGUGCACUAAGGGUCUGAUCCGGAUGGUUGUUCACCACCACGCUCAGGUCAUCUACACCCGCACCACCAAGGGAGACGAUCCAGUUGCGUAAAUGCUGCUAGGUCAAGUAUUGUUAACCGAGAUCCUAUGUUAGGUGGAGAAGUGCUGCGUGUGUACGAAAAACUGGCUCGAUCGCCCAUGUUUUGCGGUACUUUCUGACGGAAGGGGAAAAACUUUUUUGGGAUUCGCCAGCAGGAUGUAAAGAAGGUGAAAAUGCGAAAGAGGAGAUAAUAUACUUAUUUCUAAGUACAAAAA
Molecule: messenger RNA, 660 nt
Organism: Ochlerotatus camptorhynchus
Lineage: Eukaryota; Metazoa; Arthropoda; Insecta; Diptera; Culicidae
Gene: RpS25
Product: ribosomal protein S25
Exons: 3
Coding region: 98-457 (119 amino acids)
Cellular component (GO): cytosolic small ribosomal subunit
Molecular function (GO): structural constituent of ribosome
Source: RefSeq, a predicted model, not a curated record